Messenger RNA from Lathyrus sativus (Indian pea), 1065 nucleotides. Lineage: Eukaryota; Viridiplantae; Streptophyta; Magnoliopsida; Fabales; Fabaceae. The record is from the annotation of a GenBank genome assembly.
AUGAAGUGUUUCUUCUUCAAUAAAAAAUCCAAAUUAGACCCAAAUUUAAACCCUAAAAAGAAGAAAAAUCAAAGAAAAAAUUCCACCAGUGCGCAGUCAUCGCCAUCACCAAGAAGCAUAAAAGAGAUAUACAAAGAGAAUGAACACAAUUUCAGAGUUUUCACUGUGCAAGAGCUUGUAAAUGCAACAAAUGGUUUCAAUAAGAUGCUGAAAAUUGGAGAAGGCGGUUUUGGGAAAGUAUAUAGAGGAACAAUUUCUCCUGAAAAUGGAAUAGGUGACCAAAUUGUGGUUGCUAUAAAAAAACUCAACACUCGUGGACUUCAGGGGCAUAAAGAGUGGCUUGCAGAAGUACAAUUUUUGGGAAUUGUGAAUCAUCCAAAUUUGGUGAAACUUUUGGGGUACUGUUCUGUGGAUGGUGAAAAGGGGAUUCAACGGUUGUUAGUGUAUGAGUUUAUGUCUAAUAGGAGUUUAGAAGAUCAUCUUUUCAGUCGUUCUUUACCUACUUUGCCUUGGAAAAUAAGAUUGCAGAUUAUGCUUGGUGCUGCUCAAGGAUUACAGUAUCUACAUGAGGGGUUGGAGAUUCAGGUGAUCUACAGAGAUUUUAAAUCUUCAAAUGUGCUGUUGGACAAGAAAUUCCAUCCCAAACUCUCAGAUUUUGGUCUUGCUAGGGAGGGCCCAACAGGUGAUCAGACUCAUGUCUCCACUGCAGUAGUUGGGACAAGGGGUUAUGCGGCACCGGAGUAUAUUGAAACAGGUCAUUUAAAAUCAAAGAGUGACAUUUGGAGUUUUGGUGUAGUACUGUAUGAGAUUCUCACAGGAAGACGAACAAUAGAAAGAAAUCUUCCAACAGCGCAACAAAAGCUUAUAGAAUGGGUUAAAAACUACCCUGCUGAUACCGGCAGAUUCACCUUGAUAAUUGAUCCUCGACUCGCGAAACAAUAUUCUGUUAAGGCAGCUAGGAAAAUUGCUAAGUUGGCAGAUAGUUGCUUGAAGAAGAAUCCUGAAGAUAGGCCAUCAAUGAGUCAGGUUGUUGAAAGCUUGAAACAAGCAUUGCAAUGUUCAUAA